AUGUCUUCCAGUAAAUUAUUCCAGCCUAUUACCCUUGGACGUCUCUCUCUAUCUCACCGAGUCGUCAUGGCUCCUCUGACGCGACUUCGCGUGAAUCCAGUCACCCUUGCCCCUUUAUUACCUUUGGUGAAGGAUUAUUAUGUCCAACGCGCCAAGAUCCCUGGCACGCUUCUCAUCGCCGAAGGCACCAUCAUUGCACCCCAAGCCUCUGGGUUCCCUGGUGCACCAGAAAUAUGGACUGAGGAGCAGAUCGCUGCCUGGAAAGAGGUCGUCAACGGUGUCCACGCCCAGGGAAGCUACAUCUAUCUACAAAUCGCUGCUAUGGGACGUCAAGCAUCCCCAGAUUUUCUUAAGUCUCGCGACCCUACGUUCCCGCAUGUAGGAGCGUCGGCGCUCCCUCCUACACCUGGCGCACCUGUUCCUCACGAGAUAACGAAAGAGGAGAUCAAGGAACACAUAGAAUUCUUUGGCAUUGCUGCAGCAAAUGCGGUGAACAAGGCUGGGUUUGACGGAGUAGAGAUCCAUGGGGCGCAUGGGUUCCUUGUGGAUGAGUUCAUACAGAGCGUGAGCAAUGUUCGGGAUGAUGAGUAUGGUGGAACCGUGGAGAACCGUGUGAGGUUCCCCUUGGAAGUUAUUGAACGGGUAGUCAAGGAGGUGGGAGCGGAUAGGGUAGGCUUGCGGCUGAGUCCGUGGAACCGUGGUGCCGGAAUGCGGAUGGAAGAUCCUGUACCCACUUUUUCACAUCUGGUAACGAGUGUGAAGGAGCUGUAUCCCGAUUUUGCUUGGAUUCACGUCGUCGAGGCUCGUGUCGACGGGUUUACCGAUCGGUCCCCAGAAGAUAUCAAGGAUGUCGAAACUAAUGAUUUCAUUCGGAAAAUUUGGGCACCAAAACCCCUUAUUUCUGCUGGUGGAUAUACUAGGGAGUCAGGGAUAGAGACCGCCGACGAGAAGGGUGAUCUUAUUGCUUAUGGCCGGUGGUAUAUCUCGAACCCUGAUCUUCCCACGAGGCUGGAGAAGAAUAUACCUUUUACGAAGUACGAUCGCCCCACAUUUUAUGUUUCUGGAGAUACCAGUGGUGUGGGCUUUACAGACUAUCCAUUUGCUGAAUGA
Molecule: messenger RNA, 1110 nt
Organism: Guyanagaster necrorhizus
Lineage: Eukaryota; Fungi; Basidiomycota; Agaricomycetes; Agaricales; Physalacriaceae
Product: FMN-linked oxidoreductase
Exons: 4
Coding region: 1-1110 (369 amino acids)
Molecular function (GO): FMN binding; NADPH dehydrogenase activity
Source: RefSeq, a predicted model, not a curated record